Closterium sp. Naga37s-1 is the source of this 258-nucleotide messenger RNA. Lineage: Eukaryota; Viridiplantae; Streptophyta; Zygnematophyceae; Desmidiales; Closteriaceae. The record is from the annotation of a GenBank genome assembly.
AUGGCUGCAACACCACUCUCUGGCCCUCUUCCCCCCCAGCAACACCCCCACUCCUCCCGCUCCCCGCACUCCCCCCGCUGCCCCCUCUCACUUCGCCCCUCGCACGCUGCAUCCCACCGCACCUGCGCACUCACUGGGCACGCAGGUGAGGAGGAGGAGGAGGAGGAGGAGGAGGAGGAGGAGGAGGAGGAGGAGGAGGAGGAGGAGGAGGAGGAGGAGGAGGAGGAGGAGGAGGAGGAGGAGGCGAUGAGUUCGUAG